Molecule: messenger RNA, 7561 nt
Organism: Strongylocentrotus purpuratus (purple sea urchin)
Lineage: Eukaryota; Metazoa; Echinodermata; Echinoidea; Camarodonta; Strongylocentrotidae
Product: complement C3
Exons: 41
Coding region: 331-5559 (1742 amino acids)
Cellular component (GO): extracellular region
Molecular function (GO): protein binding; endopeptidase inhibitor activity
Source: RefSeq, a predicted model, not a curated record
CUUUCUGAGAAGUUCUGCGCAAGCGCAUCGAAAUUAUUGAGUUGAUGGUCGCCUGCCGACACAGAUCCUCCGUCUUUUUGAGAUGAUUCAUCGUGACGAGCAUUUCAAGUUUUCUACAAAGCAACUCUGCUGAGCUGAUCUUCACAAUAUUAAAGAAGAGGAGUUGGAAUUUCAAGCGGUUCCUUUUUGGGGCACCCAGACCCAGAGGAAAUCUUAGCUGAGAAGAACAAGAGGAGAAAGGGAGGAGGAGUAGGAGGAGGAAGAAGAAGAGAAGAAGAGAAGAGAAGGAGGAGGAGUAGGAGUAAAAGGAGAAGUAAGAGGAGGAUAGAGAUGGAGGGGUUAAAAGGACUGAUCGUGGCAAUCUUUGCCUCUAUGGCAGUAUUAGUAUACAGUGGAUCAGCGCAACUUCAGACAAGAGAGAAGAUCUUCAUCACGGCCCCCAAUGUGUUUCGAGUUGGAGUGAAUGAGACUGUGACGGUGUCUGUAUUCAACACAGAUCAAGACCAAGAUGUUGAGGUUACUAUCUACCUUGAGAAGAGAGAAAGGACGAGAGGACUAGCAUGGCCGUAUUCAUAUACUACCGUUGCAGUACGCAGAGGUACACCAGUGACAACCAGUGUGCGUGUGGAGCCAGAGCAUUACUCCUCCCCGGCUGAGGGAGGGAACCAGUAUGUAUACCUGGUAGCUAGUGCCCCCUCCCUGGGAUUCCAAGAGGAGAAAGAGGUCUUGCUGAGUUCCAGAUCGGGAUAUCUUCUGCUUCAUACCGAUAAACCAAUCUAUACACCCAACCAAGAAGUGAAGAUUCGUAUGGUGGUAGUGGAUCAGGAUAUGAAACCAUCUUCAGAAUUGAUUCAUCUGAUGAUCUUGAACCCCCAAGGAAUCAUCGUAGAGCAGUUCAGAGAGACCAGAGCAGUCAAUGGAUUCAUGAACAAGACUUUCACUUUCAAUACUGAACCCAUGUUUGGGAACUGGUCUGUCACAGUCCUGCAUGGUCUACAGUUUGAGAAGAACAAGACGAUCAAGUUUGAAGUCAAAGAAUAUGUUCUUCCAAGAUUCACCAUCAAAAUAAACACCCCAGACUUCAUCUUAGAAAGCUCCAGCCGAGAGUCUCUAGACAUCAACUUUGAGGCAAAACAUGUCUACAAGAAACCUGUGGGAGGUAACUUCCAUAUGGAGAUUGGUAUCCUGCAACCAGACGGAAUUGUGGUUUCCAAAAGUACUACUGUAGGCACGCUUGAAAAUGGGAUCGGAACGUCCUCCAUCUAUCCCAGGUAUAACUUUGGUCUUGACUGGUUCCGCAGCUAUGAAGGAUGCAGGCUCAAUGUCGAGGUCGUAGUCACCGAGGCUUCGACAGGAGUCACGGAGCGUGCUGUAGAUAUCUCAACAAUGAUUGUACGGAGUCCCUACCGCUUCAGGACCGGCCAAACCGUACAAUAUUUUAAACCGGCACUACCUUAUGAAGUACAGUUUGAGUUGGAGACAGUGCUGGGAAAGCCAGCGCAGUACCUGGACGUGAACAUCGAGGCAUCCGCUCUGGUCCAGUCUCGUCGUCUUACUCUGAACCAUAACAUGGAUCCCAACGCUAACCAGCAAUCUACUGAUGCUAACGGUAGAGUGCGGUUCAUCUUCAAUACAACACAAGAUAUGAGCCAAAUCAAUAUAAGGGUAUCUACAGAGGAGAACAUAGAGCAAGAGAAUGCUGUUUUUCAGUUUGAUGCUAAUCCAUACCAGUCACCCGCUGAUGAUGAUUACCUGUCUAUUAGCAUCGAUCAAACUGUUUUCAGGGUUGGAGAUGAACUUUAUGUGGUUGCCAGGACAACAGCCUCUACUCCCAUUGACAAUCUUAAUCUACUGUUCUUAUCACAAGGUAAGGUGAUCUUGGCCAAGAGCAUAGACCAUAUGAUCAACAACCCAGAGCGGGUGUUUUUCAGUGUGUCCUCUGACAUGGUUCCAAUGGUUCGUAUCAUAGCGUAUUACAUCAACCAACUGGAUCAGGUCGUAGCAGACUCCAUCGCUCUCAAGAUUGAGAACACCUGCAAACACCAUGUUGCAAUCAACAUCAAGGAAGAAACCAAUGAGGAAGGUGCGUACCUGCCUGAAACACCUGUAACUCUGCUGGUAGAUGCCUAUCCUACAUCCUAUGUUGGUCUGCUUGGUGUAGACAAGGCUGUCUAUGCUCUCAACAACAAACAUAGACUCAGCAGAAAAAAGAUGUUUGAGAUGAUGCAGACAUACGAUAUAGGCUGUGGUCCUGGAGGUGGGCCUACUUCACCAGUCAUCUUCAAAGAUUCUGGUCUGUCUGUUUUGACCAAUGCACUGCUAGCUGUCCCUGCUCGGGAAGCUCUUACAUGCCAGCGUGUAUCAUCAUCUAGAAGAAAAAGAAGUGCUACACAGUGCCAGUCAAAUUCCCGCAGCAGAAUUGAGUAUUGUUUGAACCAGCUGGAGCGUCGAUGUAACUGUGAUGAUAACCUGACCACUACUAAGAUGUUCAAUAGAAUCCAACGAUGGUGUACAUGCGAGACGAUUGCCUCCAAGCUGGCCUCCAAACUACCCCCGUAUUGUCCACAAGCUACAGAACAAGACAUCGAGGAUUUCUCCCAAUGUUGUGAGCUGAUGAACAAAUGGCGAAUAGGUAGUGCCCCUCUUGGUGUUGAUGUUCUGGAUAGUAUGGAUUCAAUCAGCAUUGGAGAGGAUUCUACAGACACAUUUGAAGAGUUUGGGAUGGACGUCAGAUCUGAUUUCAGAGAAACGUGGCUCUUUGAUCUCAUUAGAGUUGGUGCACCUGGGCGAGCGUCUCUAGACCUUCAGACUCCUGGUAGCAUCACUGAAUGGAGUCUACAAGCAGUAUCAGUCACACCUACAGGAGGUCUCUGUGUUACUGACCCACUCGAUGUGAACGUCUUCAAGAGUCUAUCCAUUCAACUUCAACUGCCGUAUUCAGUGGUCCGUUCAGAGCAGAUUGAGGUUCUAGCAACCAUCUACAACUACAAUGCUCAGGGUGCAACUGUGAGAGUAUCAUUCUACAAUCCUAAAGGAACGUGCGGAGAGUCUACCAACCCUUCUCAGCCAGCUAGGAGGACUGUUCAUGUUGAAGGAUUUAACUCCCAGUCUCUCAAGUUUGUGAUUGUUCCCGUUGAGAUCGGAGACCUACCCAUCACAGUCACAGCCACAUCAGACGUGGGCAGUGAUGGAGUGCAGAAGAUCCUUAAUGUUAUUGCUCAUGGAGUACCUCAAUCUGUGGAUCACUCUGUCAUGUUAGAUCCAUCAGGGAUCUAUCGUCAGCAACGAAGAUCACCUCGUCUUAGGGCUGCCAUGAUGGAAGACAUUCAGAGUGAUCAAGUUCUAGAUACAGACAAUGGUGUGCAGUAUAACAUUCUAGACCUGCGUCCACCUGAAAACAUCAUCCCUGGAACGGAGUCCGCUGUACUUUCUCUGAUUGGGAACAUGCUUGGUCCCAUCCUGGUUGAUCCUGUGGCAAACUAUGGUGAGUGGUUAGCGUACCCCCGUGGGUGUGGAGAGCAGACCAUGAGCAUUGUGGCUCCUACUAUCUUUGUUCUCAAGUACUUACAGACUAUGAAGCUUAUGAAUGAUUCCUUGGAGGAGAUGGCUAUGGAUCGCAUCUCUAGAGGUUUGGCAAGUGUUUUGUCUCACAGACGUGAGGAUGGCUCAUUCACCAUCUGGGGUACCAAUGUACUCUAUAGCAGCAGUACAUGGUUGACAUCAUUUGUACUGAAGGUGUUCUCCCAUGCAAACACGCUCACACCAGUCGAUGAGAAUGUAACAUGUAAAGCUGCUGAAUGGUUGGUCCUCAAUGCUCAGAAUCCUAAUGGAUCAUUCUCCGAGCUCUACAAGGUUCAUCAUACAGAGAUGACGGGUGGUAUAAGUGGUGAGGCAUCGAUGACUGCUUAUGUUCUAAUCGCUCUCUACGAAGGACAUUGGUGUGAUGGUAUGCACAGGGACUUUCCUUUGGCUCUGCGUAAUGCCCAGAGUUUCCUUGAGCGUCAGGUCAAGUAUCUGAGCCGACCUUACGCUAAGGCCAUCGUGACCUAUGCCUUAGCUCUCUCCAGGAGUGCCUAUGCCAGCGAUUCCAACAGAAUGCUCAGAAAUGAUGCCAUUAUUCUAGGAGAUGGUAGUCGUUACUGGACGCCCAACGAGGCUGACCUAACCAAUGAGGAUCUACCUAACUGGUAUCGCUUCAGACCAUCAGCCAUCGCUAUAGAGACCACAGCGUAUGCUCUCCUUGCUCAGCUAGAGCUGGGUGAUAUCACGUAUGCUGGUAGCAUUGCACUGUGGCUCAGUGAACAACAGAACUAUGAAGGUGGAUUCAUAUCAACUCAGGACUCUGUACUUGCUCUUCAAGCUUUGACCAGAUAUUCAGAGAUGGCUAAUGGCGGAAUUGACAUUGACCUUUCUUGUGUCGUGACCUCAGAGGUCGAUGAAUCCUUCCACUAUGAACAUCGCUUCCUUACCCAUAAUGCACUUGUCAAGCGAGAAGUCGCCGUACCUGUUGGUGGUCGUCUUCGCAGUCGAUGUGAGGGCAAAGGAACAGCUAAACUUGCAGUGAGAAUGAAGUUCAAUCGCCUACCCAGCUCCCAGGACGUGUGUCCAUUCAACGUGACAUACAACGCCCGUGAAGCCCGGACUGGUAUGGAUCCCAUCAGUAUCAGUAGAUCUCGUGUUGGGAUUGCCCCUCGAUCCACCACUACAUCAGCUCAGAUGGCGAGGGCUAAGGGAGAUCUGGUAGCUACCAUAAGAUUCUGUGCAAGAUACACCCAGAACACAAGAACCAACAUGGGAAUCAUUGAUGUGGGACUGUACUCUGGUUUUGUGCUGGUUUCAGAACGCCUUGAGGAUAUGGUUCAGACUGAUCACCUUCAUCUUGUACAGAGGUACGAGGUCUCACAGCGUUCUGUAAUCUUCUAUCUAGACGAGAUUCCAGCUGAUCAAGACAUCUGUAUGGAGUUUAAUGCUAGGAGAGAGAUACAUGUUGGUAACGUCCAACCUGUAGCAAUCAGGGUCUACGACUACUACUCACCAGAUAAAUCCUGCACAUCAUUUUACCACCCUCUUCAGGGGAAUACCCAGUUACCUACUCUGUGUAACAGUGCUGAUCAGUGCAUAUGUCCUAGUGAACGUUGUGCGUUGUGUACCAGAGAGCCUGGUAAGAGCUUACUCGACAAGGCUUGUGAAUCGAGUGAUAACUAUGCUCUGAGAGUGACCAUGAUGUCACAAGAGAGAAUCAGUGGAUACACAGUCUACAUUGGCAAUGUCACAAGGGUUGUCAGAACAGGUCAAGACGAUGUGAGUCCUGGAAUGCUGAGACAUUUCUACAUCAAAGAGAGAUGUCCUUGUCCUAGGAUUAAACUCAAUGGUGAACACACUAUCAUUGGAUCAGCAGGUCUUAGUUUCAUCUCAGACACAGGAGCAGAUGGCUACAAGUAUCUGUUGGACGACAGGAGUAUCGUGGAAUGGUGGCCAACAAAACUGAACAAGAAAAAGAACCUCGACAUUCAGACAAAACUUCUCAACUUUGAGCAAGAUGCCCAGCUGUGUACAUGAGUCCAUCUUCAUUGAUUUUUUUAAACAUAUCAAGGACUGUGGACGGUGCAUUCAUUUUCAACCGUGUCUGCUGAACUUGAUCGAAGUCUUCCAAGUUUAUUGCAUUAUUUGAAAACUUAUUUGGAAAUAUGUGAUCUUGCGAUUAUUCAAAUACUUUGCGGCUCAUACAGUAUGUAUAUGCAUCCCAAUGAAAGAAGUUUCAGAUUAAACUAUUUUUAAUUGAAACAAGAGUUUGUUUGACGUAUAGUAGCUCCAAGAAUUGAAUUUCAAGUUUUUUUCUGUUACACCGUGUAUGGUAUCAUCCAAAAAGUCUUUUUGGCCUGUACCCAAGAAAAUAAUGAAACACAUUGCAUUAUUCUAAUACUUCUUAUCUGAAAAUAGUUAAUAAAACAUUUAUCAUCAACACUAUAUUCUACGAAUGUACAUUCAUAUUUUAUCAUGCUCAAAUUCGAUUCUAAUUAAAUGUACAUGUACAUUACAUAGGCUUCCACAUAAUUAUGUAAAAAUGAAUUAUUUAUAAAUCAGUGGCCUUAUUUUUUUAAUGGUAGAAAAAUUGAACAUUGUCUCAAAGAUUUUUCAUAGGUUCCUUUGUGGGGAAAACUGUUAAAGGUACUAUUCUUCCCUUUCUUAUUCUCAUUUGUUUUAAAGUAAUUUAUGCAACUCCCUGUAAUCUACAUCGCUGUGUGUUUUCAUCUUAUUUUAUGUAAAUAUUGAAUAUUGUAUUGUUAUUUUUUGUACUAUUUGUGGCUGAAAUGAAAUCUCUUAAUCACAUUUAUAUCAUUCCUAUUCAAAGAGAUAAUAUUUUGUUAUUUUUAUAAAAACAAAAUAUAAGAUUACUCUUCAUAACUAGAAGGGUUUUGUUCUUUCCAAAGCUGUUUAAAUUGUGUUUUUAAUGAUAUCAUAAAACUGAAUUUGAAGUAUUGAUCAAAUUGAGCCUUUCUUGACUAAAUUAAUUACAUAAUAGAGAAUACAUUGUAAUUCUGUUAAUUUCUAAGGCAACCCAUGUUUAAUAAAUAGUGAUUUAUUUAUUAUCAAUGAAUAAGCCUUUUUGAAGAAAAGAAAGUGUAAAUGAAUGGUUUGACAUCAGUAUGGGGGCAAGGAUGAGUAUGAAAAGUAUUUCUUGAGAUGAAAAAGUGUGGCUUUAGAAGGGCAAGGAAAUUCCAUGACUAUUUGAAGACAAUCUACACAUGCACAUGUACCGUGUGUAAAAUCUAGGCAGGGAGAUGAGAAAUAAAGAACACAUUUUUUUGGUGCUAAAUUUACAGUAAAACAAUUUUAAAUAACUCCUUAUUAGAAGUGAAAUAUUCAUGUUUUAAAGAAAAGUGUGCCCAUUUUAUGAAAUAAUUUUAAACAGUCAUCAUUACCUUGAUAGUCAAUUGUAUUUGAAAUUUACAAAUAUACUAUUUUUAAAAGGGCAAUUUAUUUGAAGGUUCUUGAAAAAUAUUUUAAAGAAUAUGAUACACUUGUAUGAGUGGACUUUUAAUCUCAAUUCAAUGUAAUAUUUACAUUUCAUGUACAUGCAAAUGUUGGUGUUUGGUAUUUAUAGGAAACACUGCUUAUCUUCAUGUUCAUACAUUUAUGAAGUCACAGACGGAGAAGUCUGGUCUCUAUUAUCAAUAAUCCUAACACCCCCCCCCUAUGGUCUUCUUUGGAGACAUUCAAGUAAAUAUUAAUGUCGUAUGCAUCCAGUAAAGGUCACAAGGUCAAUUUUAAUAAAUGUGAUUGAAGAUGAAAGCAAAAGUCAAAGAAAACCAUUCUAACAGAUUUGACAGAUUGUUGAACAGAUAUAACUUAAAUGUACCCAAUGAUUAGGACCAAUUUUAUAGUUAAUCAAAGUCAGGGUUUUUAGUGAUGCUUGUAUGCAGUGUCACAUUAUGUAAAUAUAUAUUAUAAUAUGCAAAAUAUUCUGCUUUGUUAUACAGAAUGCUAUAUCAUGUCAUGAUUUGUACUUUUUUGCAUUUAAAAAGUAUUCAUAAUAAAAGAAUUUUAAACUAUGCAACUU